Molecule: messenger RNA, 2194 nt
Organism: Zea mays
Lineage: Eukaryota; Viridiplantae; Streptophyta; Magnoliopsida; Poales; Poaceae
Biological process (GO): protein phosphorylation
Molecular function (GO): calcium ion binding; protein kinase activity; ATP binding
Source: RefSeq, marked provisional
ACCUUCCUCCGUUGCCUCCUCUUCCGCGGCCCCGUCGCUGGGCUUGGCUUUACCAGUGGCGGGUUCCCACACGGGGGCUAGACGCCGCCACCGCUGACCCCGUCUACACCGAAUCCCCGCGCGAUUUAACCCCUCGCCUCGCUCGCCGCCUCCGCUUCCAUACAACCGCGCACUCCAAACGCGCACGCGCUGUUCGUUCCUCGGCCGCUCUGUCCACCCCCGUCCUUCUCCGCCCCCAACAGAUCUCCGCCGGCCGUGCGGUUCCUUAAUUCGCCUUCUCCGGGACUGUCGGAUCUCCGCGGCGGCUGGGGAUGGGCAACUGCUGCGUGACGCCGAAAGCAGCCGACGACGCCGGCGGCGGCAAGAAGCCCAAGGAGCCGAAGCAGAAGAAGGGUAAGAAGCCGAACCCCUUCUCGAUCGAGUACAACCGCUCGGGGCAGGCGAGCGCGCCAAAGCUGGUGGUGCUGCGGGAUCCCACGGGGCGGGACAUCGCGGCGCGGUACGAGCUCGGCGCGGAGCUCGGGCGCGGCGAGUUCGGGGUUACCUACCUCUGCACAGACCGUGCCUCAGGGGAGGCGCUGGCCUGCAAGUCUAUCUCCAAGAAGAAGCUCCGCACCGCCGUCGACCUCGAGGACGUGCGCCGGGAGGUGGAGAUCAUGCGCCACCUCCCCAAGCACCCCAACGUCGUCACGCUCAGGGACACGUACGAGGACGACAAUGCCGUGCACCUCGUCAUGGAGCUCUGCGAGGGCGGUGAGCUCUUCGACCGCAUCGUGGCGCGGGGACACUACACUGAGCGUGCUGCCGCCUUGGUCUUACGCACUAUCGUUGAGGUCGUGCAGAUGUGCCAUAAGCAUGGAGUGAUGCACAGGGAUCUCAAACCAGAAAAUUUUUUGUUUGCAAACAAGAAAGAAUCAGCGGCACUUAAGGCCAUUGAUUUUGGCCUGUCUGUAUUUUUCACUCCAGGCGAACGGUUUUCUGAGAUUGUUGGAAGUCCUUAUUACAUGGCUCCAGAGGUGCUAAAGAGAAACUAUGGCCCAGAGGUUGAUGUUUGGAGUGCAGGAGUGAUUCUGUACAUUCUUCUUUGUGGUGUCCCCCCAUUCUGGGCAGAAACGGAACAGGGUGUUGCUCAGGCAAUCAUUCGAUCUGUCAUUGAUUUCAAAAGAGAUCCAUGGCCAAGGGUGUCUGAUAACGCCAAAGACCUUGUCAGAGGAAUGCUGAAUCCGGACCCAAAACGACGAUUGACAGCUCACCAAGUGCUUGGUCACCCAUGGUUGCAGAACAUUAAGAAGGCUCCAAAUGUCAAUUUGGGUGAAACUGUUAAGGCCAGACUCCAACAAUUCUCUGUGAUGAACAAGUUCAAGAAGCAUGCACUUAGGGUUAUAGCUGAGCAUCUUUCGGUAGAAGAGGCUGCUGACAUAAAGGAUAUGUUUGAGAAGAUGGAUCUUAACAAGGAUCAAAUGCUUAGUUUCGAGGAGCUGAAGCUUGGUCUGCAUAAGUUUGGUCACCAAAUGCCUGAUGCAGAUGUUCAAACACUAAUGGAAGCGGCGGAUGCUGAUGGAAAUGGGUCCUUGAAUUAUGGAGAAUUUGUUACAUUAUUUGUUCAUCUAAGAAAGAUUGGAAACGAUGAGCAUCUGCAUAAGGCAUUCGCAUACUUCGACCGGAACCAGAGUGGUUAUAUUGAAAUUGAUGAACUCCGUGAGUCAUUAGCUGAUGACCUUGGACAAAACCGUGAAGAGAUUAUCAAUGCCAUCAUCCGUGAUGUAGACACCGAUAAGGAUGGCAAGAUAAGCUACGAUGAGUUUGCGACGAUGAUGAAGGCCGGAACAGACUGGAGGAAAGCAUCCAGACAGUACUCGAGAGAGCGAUUCACAAGCCUGAGCCUUAAGCUGCAAAAGGAUGGAUCGCUGCAGAUGACGAGUACACGGUAGCCCGAUAACACCACAUAGGCAAGUUGUGAAUUACAGAUGGAAACCAUGUGUAGAUUUUUCUGGUUGUUUGUUGACAGCUCUUCUGCUUGUCCUGAUGUUCCAUUGCUUUGUAUUCUUCGCUUGCGGCCUGUUUGAAGGAUUAGGGGGGAUUGUUUAUGCUAUGAUUGUAUUUAGACUGCAUGAUCCAUGCCUCGCUCGUUUCCAAAGUGUACUGUACAAAAGAAAGAGGAGAAAGGGAUUAUGAGGCUCUGCUCAUUUCUUAA